UAACCAACAAUUCAUUCAUUUAGCGCAGCAGAAUCAGUUUGACAACGAAGCCCACCCCCCGUCAACGCACAAGUCAAGGCCGGAGCUCACUGCAAUCUCCGAUCUCAAAUGGACGGCGGCGGCGGCGGAGGAGGUGGCCCGGCUCCGUUCCUCUUGAAGACGUACGAGAUGGUGGAUGAUCCCACGACCAACGCCAUCGUCUCAUGGAGCCGAACGGGGAAGAGCUUCGUCGUGUGGAACCCGCCGGAAUUCGCCCGCGUCCUUCUUCCAUCCUACUUCAAGCACAACAAUUUCUCCAGCUUCAUCCGCCAGCUCAACACCUAUGGAUUUAGGAAGAUCGAUCCAGAAAAAUGGGAAUUCGCCAACGACGAAUUUAUGAAAGAUCAAAAGCAUCUCCUAAAGAACAUUCACCGGAGGAAGCCUAUCCACAGCCACAGUCAGCCUCAAGGGUCCGUUGAUCCCGAAAGAGCUGCUUUUGAGGAAGAAAUAGAUAAACUGUCGCGUGAAAAAUCCGUUCUUGAAGAACAAGUGUUGGGAUUCAAGGAUCAGCAGUCUGCAGCGAAAGCACAAUUGGAAGAUCUGAUGCCACGCAUCGGUUCCAUAGAACAAAGGCAGGAGAGAUUGCUAAGCUUCCUUGAAAAAUCAGUUCAAAAUCCCGAGUUUGUUAAACGGCUAGUCCAAAAGCUUGAGUCAAUGGAUUUUUCAGCGUAUAAUAAGAAACGGAGGCUCCCUCAGGCAGAUAAUUCGGUGUCGGUUCAGGAAAAUGCUUUGGUCGACAAUCAAAGCAGCUGUCAGCCGAACUUGUGCGACAUUUCUCAUCAAGACUUUUGCAACAAACUCAGGCUGGAGCUAUCGCCCACGGUUACAAAUGCCGACUUGCUUUGUCAUAGCACCCAAAGCUCGAACGAAGAUGGGGCGAGUCCUCCGGGAAGGAUGAACGGAUUCUCUAGCGACAUACCUGCAGCGGGAACUGCCGGUGUCCUGAGCCCGUCAGAAACGGUGGAGCUGUCCGACACCGGGGCCUCCUUCAACUUAAAGACGGGCUCGUCCAUAUCUAGUAGAGCGGGGCCCGAAAGCCCUCGACUGCAUUCCUUGCAUCACGGCUUGAGCUUGGCUUCAAACGAUGAAGGGGACGGCCACAUCUCCUGCCGCCUAAACCUCACUCUUGCAUCCUCUCAUUUGGAACUGAACAAUAGCCGGAACCCUGAUGGGACGCCGAGCCCUGAAGUCGUCGGCACACUCUCAAGGCUGAACAGCAAUGAUCAGAAUGAAGAAAUCAUUGGUCGCACGGCUGCCCCCCUGGAGGCGGAUGGAACAGUAUCCUCCGAGGGUCCUCGAAGAUUAUUUUCCUCCUCCUUGGCUGAGCCGGAGCGCAACAAACAAGGGCCGCGGAGCCAGGUUAACGACUUUUUCUGGGAACAAUUUUUAACUGAAAGGCCGGGGUGCGCGGACGGCACGGAAGAGGCCAGUUCAGGCUUUAAGGCGAACCACCAUUGCGAUUGCGAGGAACAGGAAGACGGGAAAUCGUCUGUGAAAGGAAUAGCGCGGAACACGGAAGGUAUGCAUGUAUAUCCUUCAGCGUUGCAGUUGGACCCAGCCAGCCAGCCAGCAAUCACCGUUGUAUCUGCACUGCGACGCAAACGAGUAUCGAAUGGCCUCCUAGUAUUUACUCGGAAUCGGAAGGAAGGAUCAACGAAUAUGCCAUUUCGUAGUGGCCUGCGUGAUCAUUUUUGA
This is a messenger RNA of Andrographis paniculata, 1734 nucleotides long. Its product is annotated as heat stress transcription factor A-5. Gene Ontology annotation, cellular component: nucleus. The transcript has 3 exons. Gene Ontology annotation, biological process: regulation of transcription by RNA polymerase II. The coding region runs from base 109 to 1734 and encodes 541 amino acids. The record is from RefSeq and is a predicted model, not a curated record. Lineage: Eukaryota; Viridiplantae; Streptophyta; Magnoliopsida; Lamiales; Acanthaceae. Gene Ontology annotation, molecular function: DNA-binding transcription factor activity; RNA polymerase II cis-regulatory region sequence-specific DNA binding.